AAACAAAAAUGGCAUGUCAAAUCGAUUUUAGCCACGUUGUUUCCUCGCAAUGACUGACUCGGAGGAACUUUGAACAGGUUAAGAUUUCGUAACUCCUCCUCCGCGGCCCUUUAAAAGCUCGCGCGUGACUUAAUCUGAAGUAUCCGCGGUAAACCACAGCAAACGUCCAAACCGAAGGCGGUGUGAUAAACCAGGGCUCACUGUAGCUUCCACCAACCCCCCAAAAGAUGUCUAAUUUUGACGAACUUCUGCAACGCGCUGGCGACUUCGGGUUGUAUCAGAAGAGAAUCGCUCUCUUGGGGUCGCUGCCUAUUUUGCUACUCGCUUUCGUGCUGAUAGGAGUUGUGUUUUUAGGAUACACGCCGGACCACUGGUGUAAAAACGCGGGUCUCCAGGAGAAAUGCGGUUUCUCUGAGCGGCGGGUCCGCGAUCUGACCGUCCCCCGCACGGGGCCGCGCGGCGCGUUCAGCAAAUGCGCGAAGUUCGACGCGCUUUGGAACGGGAGCGCGCUUGCGUGCAACGUCUCCGUCGACCGGCCGAUCUUCACCAACGGCACGCAUCUGUCCUCUUGCAGUGAAGGCUGGACCUUUAAUGAGAACCGGAGCACCAUUGUAACGGAGUUUUCAUUGGUGUGUGAAGACUCUUGGCUUGCAGACCUGAACCAGGUAUCCUUAGCUGGAGGGUUUUUUAUAGGUGCCUUAGUGACAGGAUACCUAGCUGACAGGUUUGGGAGAAAAUCCUGUUUUAUUGUGUCAAUGUUUGGCCUUGGAGUUUCUGGGAUAUGCAUUAUAUUUUCACCAUAUUACCCCCUCCUCCUGUUCUUUCGAUGUUUGCAAGGAUUUUUCGCCAAAGGAGCAUGGACCGCCACAUAUGUAUUGGUUAUCGAAUUCUUUGGAUCAAACAACAGGAAAUUUGUCUCCGUUAUGUCCCGCACUCUGUACUCGUUGGGUUUGGUGCUCCUUCCUGCUCUGGCCUAUUACAUUCCUUCGUGGAAAAACCUACAGCUGGCAAUGACUCUACCGACAUUCAUCUUUCUGAUCUAUCAUUGGGUUAUUCCAGAGUCUCCCAGAUGGUUGCUGUCACAAAGGAAGACAAAAGAAGCUGUAAAAAUCGUUGAGAGCAUUGCCAAGUGCAAUAAAAGAUCACUUCCUGAAGACUUUCAAGAGAUGGACCUUCUGAUAGAUAAACAAGAGGAAAUGGUUCGUCCUUCAUAUAAAGAUUUAUUUAAGACUCCUAAAAUGAGAAAACACACCCUCAUCUUGAUAUAUGCAUGGUUUACCGGUGCGGUGGUGUUCCAGGGUUUGGUCUUGCGUUUAGGAAUCACAGGAGAUAAUGUUUUCCUGGACUUUCUCAUCUCAGCUGUGGUGGAGCUUCCGACUGGAAUUAUAUUUUAUUUCUUAGUUGACCGAAUUGGCAGACGUCCUCUCAUGGCAGCGGUCAGUUUUAUCGGAGGGGCCGCUUGUUUGGCCGUGCCAUUUAUUCCACUGAAUAUUUCAUGGCUGAGAAGAACCAUCGCGAUAAUUGGUAGACUGGCUGUGGCUAUCGGGAAUGAGACUGUCAAUUUUGCCAAUACAGAACUGUAUCCAACGCCUCUCAGAAACUUAGGCGUAUCUGUGUGCUCCUCAGCCAGCGACAUCGGGGCGGUUGUUGCUCCAUUUAUUCUGUACAGAUUAGCUAGUGUUUGGCAAGAGCUUCCCCUCUUUGUCUAUGGGGCCAUGUCAGUUCUGUACAGCGGACUUGUGAUGCUAUUACCAGAAAUGAAAGGUGUUGAUCUGCCAGAAACUGUGGACGAUGUGGAAAAUAUGAGAAGCAGGCGCAAACACAAGAAAAAAGAUGGGCCUCGGUUUCCUGAAAUAAACAUUGUUCCAAUGAAAGCGACUGAGAGAACAUCCUAAUAAUUAUUUCAUUUGCAAACAGUAAAUGCAAUCAAAACAUUUAUGUAAUUAUAGCAUAAUGUCAUAUUUGCAAUAUGCAUCCCAAAGAAAGACGUGAUGAUUUUAGACAUUUUAAAUGACAUAUCCCACCCUUUUCAUGCUUUAUUUGUUGGCUGUAUUUCUUUCGUUCAUUAAAUAUUCAUUUAAC
Molecule: messenger RNA, 2082 nt
Organism: Puntigrus tetrazona (Sumatra barb)
Lineage: Eukaryota; Metazoa; Chordata; Actinopteri; Cypriniformes; Cyprinidae
Gene: slc22a3
Product: organic cation transporter 2
Exons: 11
Coding region: 228-1895 (555 amino acids)
Biological process (GO): transmembrane transport
Cellular component (GO): membrane
Molecular function (GO): transmembrane transporter activity
Source: RefSeq, a predicted model, not a curated record